GCGACUGCGCACCAGGCACCACGAAGCCGUCCAGAAGGGGCAGAAGGUCCUGAUGGUGGUGCUGAUGGUGCUCCUCCGGACCGCCGGACGUCUGGACUGGGUGAUGUCUGAAAAUGACGUCUGACAAGUGAAGAUCUAACCUCUCCCCCUCCGUUUUGUACACAAUUUACACCCGCAUUUUUGUCACGGUGCGACGAAAGAGCCCGCCCGUAAAGGAGGUUAACCAUGGACGACGAUGCGGCCGCGCUGCAGAAUCUGGAGCAGCUCAUGACGGAGUUCUUCUGCCCGGAGACGACGAACGAGAGGAAACGCAUCAUCGAGCGCAGCUUUCAGGAGUUCGCCGGGCAGAUAGAUUCCUGGAAACCGUGUCUACAUUUCCUGUCCUCCACGAGCAACCACUACGUCAGUAUGUUCGCGCUGUCCACUCUGGAGACGACUAUCAGCAGACGGUGGCCAAUCCUUCCAUGGGAAGACAGAGCUCUCACGAGAUCCACCUUGUACACCCUGUCGCUGGAGAGAGAUGUUGCGUCCUUCGUGAGGAACAAAGUAGUGAAAUUGGUAGUGGACAUAGCGCGGCACGACUGGCCACAUUUCUAUCCGGAUUUUUACUCUAAUAUUUUACAGCUGCUAAGCCACAAACACACAAGAUUGCUGGGACUCGUGUAUUUGCGAACAGCCUCGGAGGAGCUGGCCACGCCGAGGGAGGAUUUACCGAUGCACAGGAAAAGCGAGCUGUUCAGAUUAUUAAGUGCACAAGUGCCUCUAACUUUGGAUACGCUUACAGUUCUUCUGCGAGAAACCACGAAACUGCAAAGCCGUUCCGGGACCGUGACGCCACCUCCGUCGCCCACCAGUGGACAAAGUCUUGCACCGGCGCGCGCAGUGCUGGACGUCGAGGGGCUGGCGACAGGCACCAGUGAAGUUUGUACCGCCACUCUCGAGGUUCUGGCGCAUCUGUUCAGUUGGAUAGACGUGACGUCGGGCAGCAUCUCCACUAACUUGUUGGAUGCCAUUUUCUCAUGUGCCAAGUACCACGAUGCAAUGAAUAGCAAGCAAAUUGAGAUGGCCGUUCAAGCCUUGACUACGAUCAAUGAGCUUUUGUACCGACCACUCUGCUCGCCCGACUCAGCCGACACGUUGUUACUGGAGAUAUUUCAGAAUGGCGUUGGUUUAUUCCAAUUAAUGGAACGUCUGGACUCGGUAGAGGAGAGCUACAUGGAGAAAAUGACGGAGUUUUUGCAAUUGUUUAUAACGAAUCACCUGAAGAGAAUGGAGUCGAGCUCAAAGUUUCCAGUAAACACGUUACUUGAAGUACUGUGCCAUCAUACAUUCCAGCAAGCGUCCACGGUAAACGGAUACUUGCAUUGUCUAGACGUUUGGACCAUGCUUUUGGAGAGCACUCAGUCGCGAUACUCUGCCGUCGCCUUGGCCCUGGCCGAACGGAUCUUACAAAAAAUGAGCUUUAAACUCAACGCCCGGGUAUUGCGAGAUCUCGACACGGAAUGUUUGGACGAGAAUGAAGAGACCGAGUGGCAGCAUUUUCUGAGAUGCAAUAUAGAAUGUUUGGCAAAGAUUGCCGACAUAUCACCUAUCCCGAUAUUUACGUUAUUGUACCGUUCGUGGAGAGAAGGAUUAGUCGUUUUCGGUGAAUUAGGCGCGGCAGUCUCGAAUGGUCAAGUUAUUUUAUUGAAUGACGCAGAAGCGUCGAACGUGCAUGCACAUCUGAGAGAUCUCGCGUCGACCACGCAAGCUUUGACCAGGCUAUACUCUCUUUUCAUCGGCGAUCAAACGAAUAUCGAUCAAAGUUUAGCCGAGGAAGUUGUGCUACAAACCCUGGAAGCGUGUAUGUUUGCGAGAGAUAAUCAACUGUACAAAGCGGCGAUCCAGCCAGCCGCUAUCGUAUUAGAUCUCAUAGAAGUACAUUCACAGCUUUUGGCUUCUCUUCAAGCGUGGUGCCAUUGGAUAGCCAGAAGACUGGAGAAGGUUAAGGAAACGCUCUGUCAGCGUUGCAUCGAUUCGUGUAUCUGGGCGACGACGUACACCGCGUCCUGCGACCAUGCGCCUCCUUCGAAUCUCAUUCACUCUGCCAUUCACCUCUUCCAAAGUAUCACCGCCAUUUUGAAGCCCAUCUUAUGGGACCAACCGACUUUCCGGAAUCUAAUUUCCAUGGGGACGUAUCCGUAUUUGAAGUCAGAUACGAUUAAAGUUCUACGUAGGGCAUUGAUAAAUGGAAUAAUAUUACCACCUGGUGAUGCGGUAAUAAGGCAACGGUUGUUGGGUACUAUGAUAUUAGCUGUGUCAGCACCUCUGGGUCUGCAAGGACAACCAGUGCCUUCAGAGUCGACAAUUUCGAUUACGAUAAUGCCACUAACUCAGCUGCUAGAAGAUUGCGCGUCAUCGUCUACGACUAUAAAGAAGAUGUUGCACUCGUGUCUAGAAUUAAUCAUAAACAGGACAUUAGAAUUAUUGUCUUGUGUGAUAAGGUGCCAGAGCAUAUGCGAAUUACUACUUAGCUUUCUACACUCGGCAUUUUCAGUAUUACAACAACAACUGGGCCCUGAAUUUAUGCAGAGCGCAGUUCAAGGCAUGCUCCAACUUUAUACCAGGGAAAAUAUUUCUGCUGGUCCUGCGUUGGAUCAGUUACUGGAAAUUUUGAUACUCGUCGUAUCAGCACCCAGCAAUGCAUUUAAAGCAUUUGUUCCUUCGGUAACGAGUCUGUGUUUGGGUCAAGUAUGGCCUGCCGUUGGAAGCAACUUGAGCGCUCAUCCGGAUACGACGUUAGUCUUAUUGAAACUUUUUCACAGUAUUCUUAUACAUCGAUGGCAGUAUUUCUAUAAUACCUCGAUAUUGCGGACUCUUGGACAUCCCGAAGAAGACGAGCCUGUCGAGCACAAAGAAGAGUUGGUAGCAAUUUUGGAGGCUUUCGGUCAAGCUCUACUUCAGUCAGAUGUCAAUAUAUUCCGACAGAGCUUGCAGAGCCUCGAACAGUUAAAUAUCAGAUGGCGACUUUAUCAACGGGCCGUAUUUAAGGUUCAUCUUCUCGAGAGAUUUCUGAUGGCGUUGUUCACAGUUCUAUUUCAACAAUCCCACAACUUGUUGGCAGAUGAGAUAGCCGCGGCUAUUCACAGUCUAGCGUCUGUUAACAUAGGAUGGUUCUUUGGUCACUUUUUGCCAACGUUCUUGGCAACUUGUGAAGGCGUAGACGAUAUGCAGAGAGCCACCUUGUUGGGGAAUUUUGAUAAAUCCACGGAUCAACCCACUUUGACCAGAUCAGUACUCCAGCUCAUUUCAGAUUUAAGAUGUUACCAGCUGUGUAGACCGGGUUGAAGCGCGACUCGAUAGAGUAUUCACGACGAAAUUAUUCCACAAGACUUCUACAGUGGCAUUUAAAUGAAAUCAACAUUUCCACCGAAUCUCUCCUACAGAGUGCCUCUAGAUACAGAUACGAGAGACAUUAACCGUAAUGAAACGAAAAAAGACAAAAACCUUUUGUAAAAAUUUACCAUUCUGUGUAUACCACUGCCGCACCAUCGUUUGUGAUGUUGUAAAUGUUAUUAUUGCGAAUAAAACGCGUCUUUUUAUAUGUCCUAAAA
Molecule: messenger RNA, 3593 nt
Organism: Wasmannia auropunctata (little fire ant)
Lineage: Eukaryota; Metazoa; Arthropoda; Insecta; Hymenoptera; Formicidae
Gene: ebo
Product: exportin-6-B
Exons: 16
Coding region: 226-3327 (1033 amino acids)
Biological process (GO): protein export from nucleus
Molecular function (GO): nuclear export signal receptor activity; small GTPase binding
Source: RefSeq, a predicted model, not a curated record